AGCAUGCAGACUCUUAAGUGGCAGCAUGGCAGGUAUGGACCCCCUGUGAAGCCCGGGGUCCCAAGUGGACCAAUGGCACUCCAUCAAGGACUGCGUGGUGCCACAGUGUUGGACCCCGCAGUGCCAAAGUGUCGUCACCUGUGCCGAGGAUGCCGCAAACAAACAAAUCCAGGGACGUGCCUGCGUCCGAGACUUCGGGCUCUGUGAAAGAAGCGCCGGUGUCCCGGGAGGAGUGCCAGGCGGCAGGGGACGCAGGGAGAGAGGAGGACAAUGUUGGAGAUGGCGAGAUCAUCAAGUCCCCCAGUGACCCCAAACAGUACAGAUACAUCGUGCUGGAAAACGGCCUGCGAGCUCUGCUCAUCUCAGAUUACAGCGGUCCAGCCGCAUCUGAAGACGAGGACUCUGAUGGAGAAGAAGAAGGCGAAGAGGAGGACGAUGAAUCUGGUGAGGAAACUGAGGACGAUGAAGAGGACGAGGAAGAGGACGACGACAAUUAUGACGACGGGAGGGGCAGCGAUGAUGAUGAUGAAGAUGAUGACGAAGGGAAAAAGAAAAGAAAUGCAGAGAAACAGUCUGCAGCAGCGUUGUGUGUAGGAGUGGGAAGCUUCAGUGACCCAAAUGACCUCCCCGGCCUGGCCCACUUUCUAGAGCACAUGGUGUUCAUGGGCAGCGAGAAGUACCCCUCAGAAAACGGCUUUGACUCUUUCCUCAAAAAGCACGGUGGGAGCGACAACGCCUCAACCGACUGUGAGAGGACCGUCUUCCAGUUUGACAUCCAGAGGAAAAGCUUCAAAGAGGCUCUUGACAGGUGGGCUCAGUUCUUCAUCUGUCCCCUGAUGAUCCGUGACGCCAUUGAUCGGGAGGUGGAGGCCGUUGACAGCGAGUACCAGCUGGCUAAGCCGUCAGACUCCCAGAGGAAGGAGAUGCUGUUCGGCAGUUUGGCCAAACCUGGACACCCUAUGGGCAAGUUCUGCUGGGGGAAUGCUGAGACGCUGAAGCACGAGCCAAAGAAGAAGAAGAUCAAUGUCUAUAAGCGACUGCGUGCCUUCUGGAAGAAACAUUACUCUGCCCACUACAUGACUCUGGCUGUGCAGUCUAAAGAGAAGCUGGACACUCUGGAGAAGUGGGUGAGAGAGAUCUUCAGCAAGGUGCCUAACAAUGGUCUCUCCAAGCCAAAUUUCUCCGACCUGCUGGAUCCCUUUGACACGCCAGCUUUUAACCGCCUUUACCGAGUCGUCCCUGUGAGAAAAGUUCAUGCUUUGAAUAUAACUUGGGCCCUCCCCCCUCAGGAGAUGUACUACAGAGUGAAGCCUCUCCACUACAUCUCUUGGCUGAUUGGCCAUGAAGGAACAGGAAGCAUCCUCUCAGUGCUCAGGAAGAAGUGCUGGGCCAUGGCUUUGUUCGGAGGGAACAGUGAAACUGGCUUUGACCAAAACACCACCUACUCCAUCUUCUCCAUCUCCAUCACCCUUACGGAUGAAGGUUUCCAAAACUUCUACGAGGUGACUCACUUGGUGUUCCAGUACCUGAAGAUGCUGCAGACACUCGGACCACAGCAAAGAGUGUAUGAAGAGAUUCAGAAGAUCGAAGCAAACGAGUUUCACUAUCAGGAGCAAAUUGACCCUAUAGAGUACGUCGAGGACAUUUGUGAGAACAUGCAGCUCUUCCCCAAAGAAGACUUCCUGACAGGAGAUCAGUUGAUGUUCGAGUUCGACCCAGAAGUGAUCAGUGGAGCUUUGUCCCUCCUUACCCCUGAGAACGCCAAUCUGAUGCUGUUGUCGCCAGAACACGAGGGCCAGUGUCCCCUCAGGGAGAAGUGGUUUGGCACACAAUACAGCGUGGAAGACAUCCAGCAGGAGUGGAUGGAGCGGUGGACAGGAAAUCUGAAGCUCAACAGUGAGCUCACUCUUCCGGCUGAAAACAAGUUCAUCGCUACUGAUUUCACCCUGAAGCCGUCUGACUGCCCAGACACUGAGUUUCCCGUCCGGAUAGCAGACAGCGACAGGGGAUGCCUGUGGUACAAGAAGGACAACAAAUUCAAAAUCCCUAAAGCCUACAUCAGAUUCCACUUAAUCUCUCCUGUAAUCCAGCAAUCUGCCAAGAAUGUGGUCUUGUUUGACCUGCUGGUCAACAUCUUAGGCCACCACCUCGCCGAGCCAGCUUACGAGGCUGAAGUGGCCCAACUGGAGUAUAAACUGACGGCCGGUGAGCACGGCCUGGUCAUCAAGGUUAAAGGAUUCAACCACAAACUGCCUCUGCUGUUCCACCUGAUCAUUGACCACCUGAGUGAAUUCUCCGCCUCCCCUGAUGUCUUCAGCAUGUUCACCGAGCAGCUCAAGAAAACCUACUUCAACAUCCUCAUUAAACCUGAGAAACUGGGCAAGGAUGUGCGUUUGCUGAUCUUGGAGCACUCUCGCUGGUCCAUGGUGGAGAAGUAUCAGGCUCUGAUGGACGGCCUGACCAGCGAUGAGCUGAUGGACUUCAGCCGCAAUUUCCGAGCCGAGCUGUACGUGGAGGGACUGGUCCAGGGCAACUUGAGCAGCGCUGAUUCAGAGCAGUUCCUGCAGUACGUCACAGCAAAGCUGCAGUUUUCCAAGCUGCCAGCAGAGGUGCCGGUGAUGUUUAGAGUUGUGGAGCUUCCUCUGAAACACCACAUCUGUAAGGUCAAAUCACUCAAUAAGGGAGAUGCCAACUCUGAGGUCACUGUUUACUACCAGUCUGGCCCAAAGCUCUUGAGAGAACACACACUGAUGGAGCUGUUGGUGAUGCACAUGGAGGAACCCUGUUUUGACUUCCUCCGGACCAAAGAGACUCUCGGGUACCAUGUCUACCCCACCUGCAGAAACACCUCAGGCGUUCUGGGUUUCUCCGUCACCGUGGAAACACAGGCCACAAAGUUCAAUACCGAGCUAGUGGAGUUAAAGAUUGAAGAGUUUUUGGCGUCAUUUGGGGAGACGCUCGACUCACUUUCUGAGGAGGCCUUCAGUACCCAGGUGACUGCUUUGGUGAAGCUGAAGGAGUGCGAGGACACACACCUGGGGGAGGAGGUGGACAGGAACUGGGCCGAGGUGGUCACACAGCAGUUUGUGUUUGACAGGCUCAACAGAGAGAUUGAGGCUCUGAAGAAGAUGACCAGAGCUGAGCUGAUCUCCUGGUUCAAAGAACAUCAAGGACAGAACAGCCGCAAACUCAGCGUGCACGUGGUGGGAUUCGGUGCCGAAGAGAAGGACGAGGAGGCUGGCGGUGAGAAGCAAGAAAAGGAGGGUUUAAGUUGCUCCACCUACGGCGAGGUGUCUAAGCUCACCUUCCUGCCGGCCUCACCCAGGAUUGCGGGGGCCGUAGCCAUCAUGGACAUCUCUAGUUUCAUAAAAGACCUGCCUCUCUUUCCCUACCACAAGAUACUGGAAUGAACUCCUGCUCAGACUGUGACACACACGGACGGCGGCGCUUUGCCUCUCACUGAGCAACGUUCAGGGGCCGUCUCAUUAGAGAUGCAUUUUAAUAUGUGGAGGAUAAGGAAGGUUAGAAAUGGCUUUGGCUCCGCUUUGAUCCUGGACUCUGCCUCUAGGACUCAGUUUUUACCCACAGUGUGUGCACAGGCAAAAGGCCCGGGAGUGAUGAUAGGGGUUUUCUUAUAGCCAAGUGGUGAUCUGAUUUGCUAUUUUACCCUCAAUUGUUUUAUUUCCUCAGACACGAGUAGCAUAGGAGCGCUGUGUCUAUUACUCUCACUCUUCAGUCUAUCUGAGUGAAAAUCUUUCAAAUCUUGAGUUGAUUUGGUUCUUUGAGCUCUGCUGCAAUUGCAUCUCAGAAUCCCCGUCUUUUCCGCUGUUUGAGGAGCAGCAAAACAAGUUUAAUACAUUUUUUAAAAACACAAAUCAACUGUGAAACCUGCAGAAAUGCUGAGUGCUUCGACUCCAGACGUGUCUUUGAGUGAUUGUGUGCAGGAUUUCAAUCUCUGCUGUGCGCUACUGUUAUUAGCUGACCUAGAUCAUGCUCUAGUAUGAAACUGCAAAGAGAAUAAAUCAAUGAUUAAAAUGAAUGAAGCAAUGUGCUGACUGCAAAGAAACAUACUUGAGUCUUAGGAAGGAAAAGUAGCCAAACAUCCCAAAUGUUACGUCUGAAAUUUGGUUUAUUUAGAUGCAUUUGAAUUGAUUUUCUCUUAACGGCUCAUACUAAAGGUGAAACCAAUUUACAAUAUUGUUUUAUUUUUUUUCCUUCUCAUCGCAAUCUUAUCUGACACAUUCUCAACAUACAGAUCCAACUAAACUGGAGAUGGCCAAAUAUUGCUACGACCCACUGGGCUCAAAUCAGGCACGCAUUUCUUUUUAAGGUCACAAGUGUUUGCAUGAUGGUGACUCAGUAUUGCAUCUGCUCUUCUAUCAUCGCAGGUUUCAUUUAUGUGUAAAAUUGUUCAUUCAGAUACUCGCAGGCUCUUUACCUUCGUCUCCCCGAGGAAGAGGUUGUUGCAGGCGAUACUGUGUGGGACUUUGUGACUGGUGACACUCUGUUGAAUGUGAUUUAAAAACCAAUCCGGUGCCCGGCACAGCAGAGCGUGUUAUUGUAAUUGAGUAAAACGCCAGCGGGGAAUCCUCACACUGUUUCACCUAUGGAGCCCCACACAAUAUGAUAGUUGUGCGACCUGUACGAUUGGUGGCAAACAUCUAAACACUAUGUUGUUGCUUCAGGUCCACUGGCCUAAGGUAUAUGAUCCCCAAAUUGUUUUGACUAUUUGAUACACAACCAUAACGAACUAUGCUUUUUUCUUUUCUGGUUUCCACCACAUUUUUUACCUUGGUACAGGUUUUAUUUUGAGGUUUCUCUUUGCUUAAAUGUUCUUGUUGGGAGUAAGUUAGUGGAGACAACUCUUUUAGUGUGGGGUCAGGUUCACUCACUCAUUAUUGUUGGCUGAGGGUGAUAUUUGAAUACAGUGAUUUUGUUAAGAGAUGAAGGCUGUAAAGAAGAAGCAGUAUGUUUUCAAGGAACAACUGGAAUCAUGUGUUUUAUGGCAUCAAUAACAAGACAAAAUUAGGGGAAAUUUUUAAUACAAGAAAUAAAUUCAAUUCCAACCUGUGAGAUUGUGGUGCAACCCUUCCAGUCCUUGAUAAUACGUUAGGCCUUGAAAGGUUUUGAGUAUAUGUAAUAAGUGUGCUGUACCGUAAAGUCCCACAGAGAUUUAAUGGAGCUGUCAAACCAAUUUAACUUUCAGAUUAUUAUCAUCUGAGCUCUGGAGGGUGCAGGAUAUUAAAGAUGUGACUUAUGUGACUAUAAUGGACAUGUAUUGGCUUCAUGAAAGAUUCAGUUCUUUUUGCUCUACCAGCAUACUUCAACUAAAGUGUGUGUACUGGGAUCAAAAACCACCCUUAUAGAUGAAAACCCUGCGGUUACUUGAACACACUGCUACUGAUGCUUCAGUUGAAAGAGGCAAUACAUGUCCCCCGAGUGUUUAGGUGAUAAUAAAACUCUGUUUUGCAAUUUGAGAGAGUGGUGACUUGCCCCUUCAAACCCCCUGUAGCUGCUACUCGGCCAUCUUCAAUUGAGCUCAGAGUUAAAGCCUUUUUUAAAAAUGUUUCCAUUGGUUUUAAUCUCCCUUCUGUAGAGGCGCUGUGUAGAACGAUUUAAUGAGUCAAUCUGCUGCUGGCUUCAAAAGUACAAGAUUUACUGUAGCUAUAACGUCCCCGUCGCUGUUCCUCACUGGAUCGCAGCAGACAAUUUGGCCCGUUGCUGAUGAGAAAAAGCUUUCAUCGUUCAUCCACACAUGUGGUCCACCUUAUCUUUAAAGAAAUACUUAGCUUGUUUUAGAAAAUAGAUUUCCUUAAUAGAAUUUAAGUAACAUUAUUUAUACCAUGACUAUAGCAUAUUUUACUUUAUUGCCCUUUUUGCAUGGCCAUGCUAGUGGCUCUGAGGAUGCACAUUGAACAGGUUUGUAAAUCUGGCAUGCAAACUGUACUAAACUCAAAUUACAGAUGU
This is a messenger RNA of Pungitius pungitius (ninespine stickleback), 5967 nucleotides long. RefSeq names its product nardilysin-like. Gene Ontology annotation, biological process: proteolysis. The record is from RefSeq and is a predicted model, not a curated record. Gene Ontology annotation, molecular function: metal ion binding; metalloendopeptidase activity. The coding region runs from base 150 to 3410 and encodes 1086 amino acids. NCBI's taxonomy places the organism in Eukaryota, Metazoa, Chordata, Actinopteri, Perciformes, Gasterosteidae. The transcript is spliced from 32 exons.